Molecule: messenger RNA, 9925 nt
Organism: Podarcis lilfordi (Lilford's wall lizard)
Lineage: Eukaryota; Metazoa; Chordata; Lepidosauria; Squamata; Lacertidae
Source: the annotation of a GenBank genome assembly
GUGGGAAAGCAGACUUUGAUUUUCCCACGCGGCGGCCUCCGGAGGGUCCGGCGGGGGUGCGGAGCGCCUUGCGGGUGCGCGGCCGGGCAGGGGCCGCCCUGGGCGGGAGGCGCAAGGAAAGGAAGCGAGGCUGGAGCCCCGGCUCGGAGGUGCCCAGUCAGCGGAGAGAACAAAAGGCAGGGGAGGCCCCUGAAUUUUGGGGUGGGGUUGCUGACUAGCACCCCAGUGCACCUCCUGCUUUGCAGGAAUGUUCACAUGCUGCGCUCAACGAUUUUGCAGUUUUGUGCAGCCAGGUAUGCAAAAGGCUCGUCCGCACGUUACGCUGAACACGGGUCCAGGCUGCGCACGUGAGCAAGCGUUUGUGUGAACGACCGUACCCGUGUCGGAUUGGCCCUCAUUGCGGUUGCAAGCACGGAUGAUGUGCUCGUUGAACGCAAUGGGAUGUUGCCUCUCCGUAGACGUGUUGCCCGACUCUGGAAACCUCUCGUGGUCCCUCAGCCUCCUGGUAGCAGAAAUGCUGGAGAGCUUCACAAAUCGACAAGUGUAACGUGUGAAUGCACUUCUCUUUGCUAAUCCAGGAAAAGGAGGCAGCAUAUUCCUGGGGAUAGCGUUUGAAUGCGGAUGCAAGGCUAGAGCCUGGGAGAGUACCUGUAAACCAGUUAUACUGUACUAGAUAUACUAGAUAUAGUAAUUAUGUUAGAUAUAAGAGCUGUUCAACAGUGGAACAGUCUCCCUUGGGAGGUUCUGGACUCUCUUUCCUUGAUGGUUUGUAAGCAGAGGUUGGAUGGCCGUCUGCCAUGGAUGCUUCAGCUGAGAUCCCUGCAUUGCAGGGGGUUGGACUAGAUGACCAUGGGGGUCCCUUCCAACUCUACGAUUCUAUGGUUGUAUGAUUAGGAAAAUCUAGAAGCAGCCAAGCCUGAUUUAAUUAGCAGCUAUGUUAAAGAAAAACAAAACCGCAAAGAAUUUUACAAAUGGAGUGUCUUAACCUGCUCUGUAAAAAGAAAAUCAGGAAUAGCUGGAGUUAGAGAGGAUCAUUCGCUUUUUUAAUGUGUGGAAGCAGCUGCGUAUGGAGAGUGUUGAAAAGUAUAGCUCUGUGGGUGUGAGCCAUUUUUGAAUAUAUAUAUAGUCAAAAGGUACAGUAAAGAUAUUUAUUUUUGUAUAUCUGUUAUGUUUUUUAUGGUCAGUAAAGUAUUUUUUUCUAUUAAAAACCCUGUUAAAAUCUGAAAACCGCAAUUAAACACACAAAUUGUUAGGGAUGGGGCACUGCUAGAGCUGCUGUGUUUGACAUUGUACAUAGCUGUGAAUGAGAGAAAAAGUUUUUAUCUGUGCCCCUUACGCAGAGGAAGAGCUCCUGCUUCCCCUCUCCACACUAACCCAUAUAUUGUGUCCCUCUGAAUUUUGGUGUUUUACCUGUCUGUUUUUGCAGAAGAAGAAACCCGAGUAGCUAGCUGCAAUUCCCUUUUUCUGGAAAUACCUUCCCACCGGGUGGACAUCCUGGUUACUCUCAGAAGGACCUUGCUGACCUUUGCUGGACUUGAACCCUCAUUUGAAAAUUCAUACAGAGAGAAAGUGACAACAGAGCAAAGAAGAUCCUUCUGUUCUCGCUGGGUGCUGUGCUAGAUUGCGAAUGGAAGAACAGGACUUUGCCAGCCCUGAUCCGGAAUUAAGCUGCCUUGCCACCCAGUCUGGGACCAGAGGGGAAUUCUGGGAAAGGAGCCUGCAGAAGAUGCCGGACCAGAAAGCCCUUUCUUUGGAUGUACGUUGCUGGAGAUUCAGGCAUUUCUGCUACCAAGAGGCUGAGGGACCAAGAGAGGUUUGCUGCCGACUCCGCCACCUUUGCCAUCAGUGGCUGAAGCCGGAGAGGCACAACAAGACCCAGAUCUUGGACCUGGUGAUCCUGGAGCAGUUCCUGGCUGUUCUGCCCCCGGAGAUGGAGAACUGGGUCAGAGAUUGUGGGCCGGAGACCAGUGCUGAGGCAGUGGCCCUGGCAGAAGGUUUUCUCCAGGGCCAGGCAGAGGACGACAGGCAGGGAGAGGUAAGAGGGUAUCAUCCUGGAGGUUCCUAAGGGUUGAGUCAUUCCUAAAGCAAGUGGUGGGGACUUAGCUAGGACCAACAGGCCUCCCCAUUAAGCCUGCUGCAGCCUCGGCCCAGUAUACCUGAAGGAGCGUUUCCACCCCCAUCGUUUAGCCCGGACACUGAGGUCCAGCUCCCAGGGCCUUCUGGCGGUUCCCUCCCUGUGAGAAGUGAAGCUACAGGGAACCAGGCAGAGGGCCUUCGUGGUGGUGGCGCCUACCCUGUGGAAUGCCCUCCCUGUGUGGGAGCCAGUGUGGUGUAGUGGUUAAGAGCGGUAGACUCGUGAUCUGGUGAACCGGGUUGGCUUCCCCGCUCCUCCACAUGCAGCUGCUGGGCGACCUUGGGCCAGUCACACUUCUCUGAAGUCUCUCAGCCCCAGUCACCUCACAGAGUGUUUGUUGUGGGGGAGGAAGGGAAAGGAGAAUGUUAGCCGCUUUGAGACUCCUUCGGGUAGUGAUAAAGCGGGAUAUCAAAUCCAAACUCUUCUUCUUCUUCCCAUCAGAUUUCAAGGAAAUAAACAACGAUCUGGUUUUUAGAAGACAUCUGAAGGCAGCCCUGUUUAGGGAAGUUUUUAAUGUUUGAUGUUCUGUUGUGCUUUUAAUUCUGUUGGGAGCUGUCCAGAGUGGCUGGGGAAAUCCAGCCAGAUGGGCAGGGUAUAAAUAAUAAGUUGUUGUUGUUGUUGUUGUUGUUGUUUUGGCCAAACGGCACCCACCUGCUCAACAUCUGAUGCAGGUAAGAGGCAGGUGGACCAAAGAGACCAGCACACACCCUCGCAGUCAGCUGGUGGAUGGCACAGACAGAGAUGGGUCAUGUGACGUCAGGUGAUUGACAAGUGGGUGGCUCCGCCCACCUGCCAAACGCAGUGCUGGAUCCAGACCCCCCACUCCUGUCCCCUUGCUGCAUCCCUUCCAGACGCAAGUCCGUCCUCUUUUAAGGGAAGUCACCCGCACAAGAUUUUCCCAGCCUCCUUGGGGGAGAAUGUGUUGGCAGUGGCAUCUGGGGGGAGGUUUUCUUGCAGUCUAGGGCCGGUGUUGCAUUCCAGCUCCCAUCAGCCCCUGCUGUCAUGACAAAUAAGGAGGCAGAGGGGGAACUGGCAUCCAGAACCUCUGGAGGGCAAACCAAGCUCUGGAAAGCUGGAUUCUUAUUAUUAUCAUUAAUAUUAUUUAAUUAAAUUUGUACACCAUCCUUUAUCUGAAGAGCACAGGGUGGCUCACAACAUAAAAAUACAAAAUGAAAGCAUUAAAUACAUAAUAAAACAAAAGCAAGGGGAGUUACAUGUGUAAGAGGCUCAUUUAGAAUUAUAUUUUGAGAAUGAUUCCUGUUCUUAUGUAGCUGCAUUUUUCUAUACUUUCCGAAUGUCCCAUCGUCAUAAAGUAUUUGUGCUCCGUGUUGUAAAAGAAGCACUGCUAGGAGCUGUUUCUCUUUGCUUUCCUGUGUAUUUCCUAUCAAUAAGACAAUCGGUGUGGUGCAAGCAAAUUUUUAUUCUGAACGUGUGGCCUGGAGAAAAAAAAGUUUGAGAACCAAUAAUGGAAAAUGAAUGUCAAACGUUGGGGGUGAUCACUUCCAUCUUUUGGUGAAAGAUGUUUCUGCUCCUUAAAAAGAUGCCCAUCACUUUCCCAAGAUACUCUCUCAGUAUCCUUAAAUGCUGUGGAAAUCACAGCUGGAGAGGCUGUUGUGCUUGGACCCUGCUUUGGACUUAUCAGGAAUAAUAAUAAUAAUAAUAAUAAUAAUUUUGUUAUUUAUACCCUGCCCAUCUGGCUGGGUUUCCCCAGACACUCUGGGCGGCUUCCAACAGGAUAUUAAAAACACAGUAAAAGGUCAAACAUCAAAAAGUUCCUUAUACAUUGGGUUGGCCACUGUGAGAGGCUUGGGCCUGAUCUGGCAGUCAGACUUUUCUUACAUUCUUGCCUGCUGGCAUUUCAGGUGUCGGGGCGGCUCCUGGAGGCAGCCAUGACUUUCCCCAGGAAAGAGGUGCCUUCGUUCCAAAAUUCCCAGCGGCAGCUCGAUGGGGAGUUUUAUCCAGAGAAGAAAGAGGAAACCAGUCUGAUGGGUAAGGUUUUUCCUGAACUCUUUGGGUUUGUAUUUUGCUGAGCUUUUAUCUUUUAUCGUCAACUGGCUGCUACACAUAGGAAGCUGCCUUGUAUCUUUUGCAUGCAAAGCAGACUCUCUACCCCUGAGCUUCCUUUAAAGGUUCUAGCCCUCAUUGUUCUAUGUGACAAAAUGCUCAAAUAAGAGCCUAGGAAGCUUACCAGGUGGUCCAUUUUUCUCAGUACUGAAAAAAGUGGCAGUAUCUCUCCAAGGUUUCAGGCGUGGGUCUGCCUCAAGUCUACCUAGAGAUGAUUUACAAGGUGAAUUACAAGAUCUAAUCCGUCUGCAAGAGAUCCCCUUCUGAACAGCGUCCGCCACUGAUAAAUUGGUGUAAAUAAAAUAAAUAAAAGUGGUAGCAACUUCCUGUUUUGAGCUAGCCUCUCCCAGUCUCUACUGAAUCUCAGUUCUGUCAAAUUUGCUAAUUGAUUCCAGCUUAAUGGCUUUGAGAACUUUUUUUGGGGGGGGCGGUUUGCAGCAUGACUUUAAGUGUGUGUGCGUGUGUAUAAUUUUUUAUCUGUUUUACAAUUUAAAAUACUUAUUUAAACAUCCUUAUAAUAUCAAUGACUUCCCUUCUUCUCUUUCCAUGGUUCAUUUUGCAUAUCAUAAAUCCCUGCAUAUUUUACAAAAACUAAACCAUUCACUAUUCCAUUAUUGCAUCCAUCAAAACUUAUUUACACUGUCGAAUUUAUCUUAAUGUUGCCGAUGUUUUCAGGUGUACACAAUCCCCCCCCCAUAUAUUCAAUAUAUAAGAACGUAUGUUCUUCUUGUUCUCUUAUUCUAUAUAUUAAGUCUGCAAGCUGCGCAUAUUCCAUCAGCUUAAGUUGCCAUUCAGCUUUAGUUGGGACCUUGCUCAUUUUCCAUUUUUGGGCAAACAAAACAUGGACCACAGUAGUAGCAGACAUAAAUAACGUUUUUUGAUACCUGGGAAUUUCAGUCUGAAUUAUCCCCAACAAAAAGGAGUCUGUGUGGUUGGGUUUUUUUUGAAAAGUACUUUAAACUUUUUUUUUCAAUUCAUUGUGGAUUAUUUCCCAAUACUCUUUUAUCUUUUACAAGCCCACCACAUAUAAAAGAACAUUCCCUCAACCUUUUUGCAUCUCCAGCACUUAUCUGAUAAAGUCUUCUACAUCUUGGCAAGCCUACUUAAGAGUUAAAUACCAUCUGUAAAUCAUUUUCAAGUAGUUCUCCUUCAAAGAAUAACAUAAUUUUAUUAUUAUAUGCUGCCCAUCUGACUGGGUUGCCCCGGACUGGUUGGCUUCCAGCAAAAUAUAAAAACACAGAAAUCCUCAACCUUUAAAAACUUCCCUGUACAGGGCGGCCUUCUGAUGUCUUCUAAAAGUCAAAUACUUGUUUGACAUCUGAUAGGAGGGUGCUUCACAGGGAGAAUGCCCCGUGGAAUGUCCUCCAGUCAGAUAUCAAGGAAAUGAACAACUAUCUGAAAGCAGCCCUGUAUAGGAAAGUUUUUAAUCUUUGAUUUGAGAAAUUAUAAAAUCUGCUGGGGUUUUAUAAUUUCACGGAAGCUGCCCAGUGUGGCUGGGGAAACCCAGUCAGAUGGGCAGCAUUGAAAUAAUUUUUUACUACUAUUACUACUGGGAUGCGGGUGGCGCUGUGGGUUAAACCACAGAGCCUAGGACUUGCCGAUCAGAAGGUCGGCGGUUCGAAUCCCCGUGACGGAGUGAGCUCCUGUUGCUCGGUCCCUGCUCCUGCCAACCUAGCAGUUCGAAAGCACGUCAAAGUGCAAGUAGAUAAAUAGGUACUGCUCCGUUGGGAAGGUACACAGCGUUUCCGUGCGCUGCUCUGGUUCGCCAGAAGCGGCUUAGUCAUGCUGGCCACGUGACCCGGAAGCUGUACGCCGGCUCCCGCAGCCAAUAAAGCGAGAUGAGCGCCGCGACCUCAGAGUCAGUCACGACUGGACCUAAUGGUCAGGGGUCCCUUUACCCUUUACCUUACCACUAUUACUACUACUACUAUUACUGUGGAGUCCCUCUGCCUGGUUCCCUGUAGCUUCCCUUCUCACAAUGAGGGAACCGCCAGAAGACCCUCGGAGCUGGAGCUUAGUGUCCACGUUGAAUGACGGGGAUGGAGACGCCCAUUCAGGUAUACUGGGCCGAGACCAUUUAAAGGUCAGCACCAACACUUUGAAUUGUGCUUGGAAACAUACUGGGAGCCAAUGUUAAUCACCUUGAGAACAGGAUGCCAGACUAGAUGGGCCUUUGGCCUGAUCUCAGAUUAUUCUUAUGUCCUUCUGUUUGGAGAAAGAGCCAUUACAGUGGUACCUCGGGUUAAGAACUUGAUUCGUUCCGGAGGUCUGUUCUUAACCUGAAACUGUUCUUAACCUGAAGCACCACUUUAGCUAAUGGGGCCUCCCGCUGCCGCCACAUGAUUUCUGUUCUCAUCCUGAGGUAAAGUUCUUAACCCGAGGUACUACUUCCGGGUUAGCGGAGUCUGUAACCUGAAGUGUUUGUAACCUGAAGUGUCUGUAACCCGAGGUACCACUGUAGUUAGAUUUGAACCAAUUUUCAGACAUUCACUGCAGCAGUGCAUUUUCGUUCCUUGACCUGAAGGUUCCAUCACUCACUUAAAUUCACUUUUCCUUCCCUUAUUUAUCACAGGUAACAAUAGGCAGGAGAGCGAGGAUGAGGCGGAACCUUGGGAAGUAUCAGCAAAAAGAGACGAGCGUCUGGAGAUGCCCAAGAAAGCUGGAGCUCAGAAUUGCCCGGCGACAGAGAAGGGAAACACAGUGGAGAAUUGGUGGGGUGAUCAUGAUGGGGAUUCUUCUCUGAUCCCAGUUCAAAAUGAGAAAAACAUUGGGAAGAGAGAGUAUAAGUGCCCUAAAUGUGAGAGCACCUUCAGUAGUGAAUUAAACCUGGAGGGACACCGGCGAACUCACACGGGGGAGAAGCCAUAUACGUGUCUGGAGUGCGGAAAGAGCUUCAACUGGAGCACGAAUCUGAUUAGACAUCAGAUAAUACACAGAGGGGAGAAACCUUACAAAUGCACAGAGUGUCGGAAGAGCUUCAACUGGAGCACGCACCUUAUAAGACAUCAGAGAAUCCACACCGGGGAGAAGCCGUACAUAUGCCUGGAGUGCGGGAAGAGCUUCAGUUCGAGCACGAGCCUCGCGUACCACCAGAAAACCCACACAGGGGAGAAGCCGUACAAAUGCUCAGACUGCACUAUGAGCUUCUGCGUCAAAUCCAGCCUUAUGAGACAUCAGAGAAUCCACACGGGGGAGAAGCCGUACAGUUGCUUCGACUGCGGGAUGAACUUCACGGCCAAGUCGGACCUCACUCUGCACCAGAGAGUCCACACGGGGGAGAAGCCGUACAGAUGCUCCGAGUGCGGGAAGAAAUUUGGCCGGAGGAUAAACCUCACUUCCCAUCAGAGAACUCACACGGGGGAGAGACCGUACAAAUGCUCAGAUUGCGGGAAAAGCUUUCGCAACACGUCACACCUCCUUCGGCACAGGCGGAUCCACACGGGAGAGAAGCCUUAUAAGUGCCUGGCAUGCGGGAAGCAGUUUGGUCGGUGCGAGCAACUCGCUUCCCAUCAAAAAAUUCACAUUGGGGAGAAUCCCUGAAAGUGCAUGGAAAGUGUUUCAGUCAAUAUGCUGCCCUCACUUCACAUCAGAGAAGUGCGCUCACAUAAAACAGUAUAAAUGGACUCCCCGAGGAGGAGCUGUGUGGGGCUUAAUUCUUUGAGUAUUAUUAUUAUUAUUUAUUGAACUUAUAUACCGCCCUAUACCCGGAGGUCUUAGGAUGGUUCACAUAAAAGAUCACAAUAUAUAAAAUCAAAGUAAAACCAAUAACCCAAUAACACACACACACCGCAAAAAAGACCCGCAUUUUAAAAGGGUACAGGAUUACAGGAUGUCGAUCAGGUCAGCCAAAGGCCUGGUUAAAAAGGAACGUUUUUGCCUGGCACCUAAAGGUGUAUAAUGAAGGCGCCAGGUGAAUUUUCCUGGGAAGAGCAUUCCACAGACAGGGUGCCACUGCAGAGAAGGCCCUGUUUUUGUGUUGCCACCCUCUGGACCUCUCAAGGUGGUGGCACACGAAGGAAGGCCUCAGAAGAUGAUCUCAGGGUCCGGUUAGGUUCAUAGGGAAAGAGGCGGCCCUUGAGGUAUUGCGGUCCUGAGCCGUUUAAGGCUUUAUAGGUCAAAACCAGCACUUUGAAUUGGGUCCGGAAACUAAUUGAUAGCCAGUGCAGUCAGACCAGGAUCAAUGUAAUAUGCUCAAAGUGUCUUGCUCCAGUGAGCAACCUGGCCACUGAAUUCUGCACGAGCUGAAGUUUUCAGAGGCAGCCCUACGUAUAAGGCAUUGCAGUAAUCUAACCCUGAGGUUGCCAGAGCAGAGACAACAGUAGUUAGGCUAUCCCUGUCCAGAUAGGGGCGUAGCUGGGCACCAGCCAAAGCUGAUGGAAGGCACUCCAGGCCAUCUCGUCUAGGGAACCACACACCAACAGAGCCUCAGUCUUAACUGGAUUGAAUAGGUGUGGUUAGGAUUGUGAAGCAACCUGCGAGAAGAGUCGGUGGAAGAAGAUUGGAAGAAAUUUAAAGACUAUUUACAGAAAUAUUGCAAAAUUAAUGAAUGUUAGAAGGAUGUUGGAUUGAAGUUAAGUGGUUUCUUGCUGUAUAAGUACAAAAGAAUAUGGAAAAAUUGGUUUUUAAUUUGCAAAAAUCUAAUGUUACAAUAUAUCAAGAUUAAGGAUUAGGAUUAAAAAGGAGGGAAAGGAAUUGUUGGAUUAACAAAUUGAAUUGGAAUACAAAAGAGGGAGGUAUGAGGAGGUCCGGGAAACAAGUAAACGUAAAAGAAGUGAGGAAAAUAUGGAAUUGUUUUUAACUGUUUUUUCUUUUUUUUCUACUUUGUAUUUUUCCUUUUUAUUGUUAAUUUUUUAUUAAUGUGACUUUUUUUUUCUUUGAAACUUUAAUAAAUAUUAUAUUUUUUAAAAAAAAGAUAUUGUGAAGCAACCUGCGGGGCCGUCAGAGUCUUAGCAAAACGGACCGGCUGUCCCUUGAUGGGACCAGCCUUUGGAAUGUGACCCCCUUUGGAUUUUUUUUGGAGGAAGGACAAGACACGAGGUGGGCGUUUUUGCAAAAUCACCAGGGGCUGAAAGCACUUAGCUGGAGUUGGUCAAAACAGCGUAGGAUUUGGGAAUCUGACACAGGAUUUGUGGCUCUUCUCCCUGUUUUCAGAAACCGCCUUCUUUCCAGUAUGGUCUCUUUGUAUUUUUGUAAAUAAACAAUGUCUAGAGCAGGGGUCAGCAAACUUUUUCAGUAGGGGGCCUGUCCCCUGUCCCUCAAACCUUGUGGGGGCCAGACUAUAUUUUGAAAAAAUAAAUAAUGAACGAAUUCCUAUGCCCCACAGAUAACCCAGAGGUGUAUUUUAAAUAAAAGCACACAUUCUGCUCUCGUAAAAACACCAGGCAGACCCCACAAAUAACCCGGAGAUGCAUUUUAAAUAAAAGGACACAUUCUACUCAUGUAAAAACACGCUCGUAACCCACAGCAUGCGUAACCAGAAGGGUUCGUAACCAGAGGUACCACUGUACUGGACUAAAUCUAGCAGCCAGGCUAAAUUUUUGCCCUUCUCCCACAAACUGUGAUUCUUCUUUUAGAUAAUAGUUACUGGUUUCGUUCAUGAUGAACUGCUUUUUAUUUUAUUUUACGGUGUUUCCACUUCUUUUCUCACAUUGCACUGUGAUUUGUUAAUUUCUUUGAUGUAGAUAAAUGUGGUAACUUCUCAAUGCAUAAAUAAAAAUCUCCAAAAGU